AUGCUAACGGACAAUUGAAUGGAAACUCUAAUAAUGGAACUGCCAAUGGUCAAUUCAUUGGAAAUGCCAACAAUGGAACUGCCAACGGACAAUUGAAUGGAAAUUCUAACAAUGGAACUGCCAAUGGUCAAUUAAUUGGAAAUUACAACAACGGAGAUGCUAACGGACAAUCCAAUGGAAAUAAAAACAAUGGUGACAGUAACGGUCAGGUGAUUGGAAAUUACAACAAUGGAACUGCUAACGGACAAUUCAAUGGAAAUUCCAAUAAUGGAACUGCCAACGGUCAAAUCAUUGGAAAUGCCAACAAUGGAACUGCCAACGGACAAUUAAAUGGAAAUUCUAAUAAUGGAGACGCAAAUGGUCAGCUCAAUGGAAAUACCAACAAUGGCAAUGCCAACGGUCAACUCAAUGGUAAUAAUAAUAACGGAACUGCUAAUGGUCAAGCGAACGGCAAUAAGAAUAAUGGAGACCAAAACGGUAGCGCGAAUGGAAACCUUAAUAAUGGAGACGCGAACGGUAGUUUCAAUGGUAACACCAAUAACGGAACUGCAAAUGGUCAAUUAAACGGAAAUCAAAAUAACGGUACUGCUAAUGGAAACCUCAAUGGCAAUGCAAAUAAUGGAACGGCCAAUGGACGUCUCAACGGUAAUAAUAACAAUGGCACAGCCAAUGGUAAUCUGAAUGGCAAUUCUAACGCCGGAGAUCUUAAUGGAGCCAAUAAUGGAAACAGUAAUAAUGGACAUAAGAAUGGCAACCUUAAUGGCAAUAAAAAUAAGGGUCAAGCCAACGGACAAACUAAUGGCAAUGCUAAUGUCGGAAGUAAAAAUGGAAACAAAAAUGGUAAUGUAAACACCGGUGAUGCAAACGGAUCAAAGAAUGGCAACCAAAAUAUCGGUAAGGCCAAUGGAAAUUCCAACGGUAAUAUGAAUUUGGGUUCAUUCAAUGGCAUCGUAAAUGGCAAUGCUAACAAUGGAACUCACAAUGGCAAUAAAGGUGGUAAUUUUAACUGGGGCGAUUUUAAUGGCGCUGGAAAUGGAAACAACAAUUAUUAA
Messenger RNA from Ambispora leptoticha, 1052 nucleotides. Lineage: Eukaryota; Fungi; Glomeromycota; Glomeromycetes; Archaeosporales; Ambisporaceae. The record is from the annotation of a GenBank genome assembly.